CCAAUCUCGUGCCUUUUCGCCCCAACUGGUAAUUGCACCAACAUCAAGCGCCGUCUUGGAAUUGAAGCUGACAGCAUUGUCGCCUAAGAGAGAGAAUCUCAAGUAUUAGUUUCUUGUAUUUUUAUUAUCCGUGCGACCGCCACCCCUCGCAGCUGGCACGCGCGCGACGCUUCAUCACUGAGCUGCAAACGCCACAUCACCUCAUCUGAACAAGCCUACGAAUCGACGUCGCGACGAGCGAAAACGAUCACCUGCGUCAAUUAAUAGCCUCGAAGAGUGUCCCUCUUUGUCCGAUAUCUAUAAUUCUACAGAAUGGCGGCAAGGAAACUGCAACAAGAGGUCGACAAGACCUUUAAGAAGGUUGCAGAAGGAGUUGCCGAGUUCGAAAGCAUCUACGACAAGAUCGAGUUAUCGAAUAACCCAGCACAAAAGGAGAAGCUCGAGGACAAUCUCAAGCGCGAAAUCAAGAAGCUCCAGAGAUUGCGCGAUCAAAUCAAGACAUGGGCGUCCAGCAACGAUAUCAAGGACAAGGCUCCUUUAUUGGAGCAGCGAAGGCUGAUAGAAACGCAAAUGGAGAAGUUCAAGGCGGUAGAAAAGGCCAUGAAGACCAAGGCGUAUUCGAAAGAAGGCUUAUCCGCAACGCAACGGUUAGAUCCAAAAGAGCAAGCAAAGGUGGAAGUCAGCGAAUCGCUUAGUGGCAUGGUUGACGAGCUGGAGCAACAAAUCGAAACCCUCGAAGCCGAAAGCGAAUCGAUACAAGCGACUAUGAAGAAGGGCAAGAACCAAAGCGCCAAGGCCGAACGAAUGGCAGAGAUCGACGAAAUAAUAGAGCGGCACAAGUGGCAUCAGGGCAAGCUGGAGCUUAUUCGUCGAGCGCUAGAGAAUGGCGGUGUCGACGCUGACCAGGUCAAGGAAAUCGAGGACAACAUCAAGUACUACGUUUCCGACGGCAUGACGGAAGACUACAUCCACGACGAGGAGAUGUACGAUGAGCUGGCCUUGGAGGAAGAGGAAGGCGCGUUCGGCAACCAGGACAACGAUGAAGCGUCAUCGCAAGACAACCAGUCUUUGCCGGAUACGGCUCCUGAACCGGAACCCAUAAAACCGCCGCAGCCGAAGAAGGUGCAGAAGGAGGUGGAGACAGCGAAGAAGUCGACGGCACAAACCAAGUCACCGCUUCCUGCGCUCGCCACGCUGCACACCCCGCUGGCUACCAUUAGCAGUUCUACAAGUUCAUCUAUGAAGCCGGCAUCUAUACCGACAAGACCAGCUGGUGAAGGAUUGAAAUAUGCAUCGGCCGCUGCAGCCGCUGCCGCGAGCGAAAAGAGCAAUGCUGGUCUAGCUCCAUUGCCUCCGCCCCCUGGCAGCGCCGUGCCUGGCAUCUCACCGCUGCCAGCAGCAGCAACAUCCAAGUCUAGCGCGACGAGCUCCCCCGCUGUUACAUCUGCUCAGCCUGCUGCUGUUCAAGAGCCACGCCAAGUCCAGCCGCAGCCCACACCCGUUGCAGAGCCCGAACCUGCACCCGCACCUGUACCUGCUCGAGCAUCCAAGAAGUCCAAGGCUGCUGCCGCUAAACAGGCGGCAUUGGCCAGUGCUGCUCCGGCCAGCAGCUCGAAAACGGCGGCCAAGGCUGCUGUCGUGGAGAAGAAGGAGGAGGAAUCCAUCUACCACUUGCCAGCCUCGCUGCAGGACUUGGUUGAGUCCUAUGAAAUCGCCAAGAAGAACCCCCCUUCGCAAAUGGCGCCUGCUACGAUGCGUCUGAUGGCCGCUAGUCAGGCUAACUGUCCCGACCAGCUCGACGCCGAGGUUCCUCGAACAUAUCGUCCCGACAUGCCCGUGCCUCCCAGCAGCUCUGGCUUCCCACGCGACCCUCUUCCCAUCUUCGACGACCCUCGACUGUACUCCCGAAUCGACCCCGAUACGCUGUUCUACGUCUUCUAUUACAAGCAAGGAACAGCUCAGCAAUAUCUGGCCGCGAAGGCCCUGAAGGAUCAAAGCUGGCGAUUCCACAAGCAGUACCAGACAUGGUUCCAGCGUCACGAGGAGCCCAAGAGUAUCACGGAAGAGUUUGAACAAGGAACAUAUCGUUUCUUCGACUACGAGAGCACAUGGAUGAACCGACGUAAGGCAGACUUUAAGUUUGCAUAUAAAUUCUUGGAAGACGAAGUUUAAAGGCAGGGGUUGCGCGGAGACGGGCUUUUGUGUAUAUUAGACAAGGGAGUAUUUUCUCCUGCGUUUCUCGUGCUGGGCAUGGAUAUGAAAUUUUAUUACUUCUUGGUCACCGACCUUUGUCUCUUUCUUUUUUCUAAGCUUUGCUUCGCAAUGCUUGUGAUGUGUCGUUUAUUCUGCGCGAUAUCCAAUGCUGACCAGUCUGUGUCCUAUCACUCGUUGUAAACAAGCAUGCUCUGAGCUGGGAUGUCGGUAUCGCUUAGAAGCUUUUCGGACAUGUCCGGAGUGACGCGUCUCUUUGCAAUUGAAAUUAUGUGACGAAAAUGCCUCAAUUGUUUACCCCCAAUCCAGAGCCGCAUCGGUGCAGCCAUCGGCUGGCCCAGAUCGCCGGGAAGCCGGUUGAUGAACCCCAUGACGCCGCGAUGGAUUGUCCGCCCCCCAAAACGGGGGAUCACGCUCGCCUCACUAAAACAUUGCGCGCCAGGGCGUCAAGGACAGACCGAAGCAAAAAUCAAGCCACUUGGGGAAAUGAAGGGAAAAAAAAAUGAGGGAAUUUGCAAAUAAACUUGCCCGUUUCAGGAAAUGCGCCGCAGAAAGCGUCUGGCGCAUUCAAUUCCUCAAUUUGAUCCGCAGGUUGUUUUCCCUGGGGGAGACGCAUCAUGUGGCCCAGGUACCCCAAACUCUCCGCACUGCGCUGUACUAAAAAGCAGGGUUGUGUGAGUUAGGCGAUAACUUUACGGGUGCUUUUUCUCCAACGGCCGCGCACAGCCAGUG
Molecule: messenger RNA, 2943 nt
Organism: [Torrubiella] hemipterigena
Lineage: Eukaryota; Fungi; Ascomycota; Sordariomycetes; Hypocreales; Clavicipitaceae
Source: the annotation of a GenBank genome assembly